CCCGCACCACAUUUAGCAUGGCUCCGAAGCGCAAGGCCGCGUCAGUUGCGAUGACGCCCAACAAGAAGUCGGCGCCUGCCAACUGCGGCGCGAUCAGUCCCGUCGCCGUCACGGCGCUCGCAGCGCUUGGCAUUACGCAGUCGGCGCUCCUGCGCGCUGCUUCCCUCGCCCUUGUGGACGUGAGCACCAACAUGGACAAGUACUACGAGCUCCAACUGCUCGCUGCUGGCACAUACCACUACGUGUUUGUGCAUUGGGGCCGCACGGGCACAGCGGGCCAAACCCAGUUUCUUGGGCCGCAGACUCUCGACGCGGCGACCGCGGACUUUGACGCCAAGUUUCUCAGCAAGACGGGCAACGCGUACGCCCCGUCCCAGCCGUUUGUGCGGAUCGCGGGCCGCUACGAUUUGCUCGCAGUGCAAGAGGCGUCGGCCACGGGUGUCUGGGAGUACUACGUCAGCGACGGCGUCGACGGCAAAGCCACCGCCUGGUACCCGUACGUGGACGACGCGAUCGAGCGCAUGGAACUCCUGUGGCAAACCUUCCAGGCCAACGAAGGCUACACGCAGCGCAUCGUCCAGUCGGGCUACUGGUCGUACCUGAUCGACUUGGUGCAAAUGACUCAAACCAACAUCCAAACCAACAAGAAGCGCACGAUUCGCCGGUCCGCGCCCAUCCUCGUGACGCCCAUGCUGACGACCACGACCAAGGGCUCAACGAAGCGCGCGACGAAAGGCAAGAAGACGGCAGCGUCCAAGUCGCUGCACUCCUUCUCGAUCGUGUCGAUCGAUGGCAAGGACCUCGAUGUGAACCUUGCGCGCAUCGAUAUUGCUGGCGGUCGCGACGACUUUAUCGACCUGACGCUCAUCCAAGCCAGCGGCAGCACGUACCUCUGGACCAUCACAGGCAGCUGCGGCGAGCGCACGGGCGAGACAUUUGAUGGCCCGUUUGACCGCAAGGACGGCGAGGCUCGGUGGAAGGCGGCGUACUACACAGCGACGGGCCACAACUUUGGCAACGGCGACUUUGUUCGCGCUGACGGCAAGUACGAUGUGCUCACAAUGCCAGACGACUGGGUCGUCACGGAAGGCAACCUCGAGACGCACGUUAUGAUCCCGCUCGGCACGCCGCUUCAGCGCGACGUGGCGUCCGACCUCUGGGCGUGGUACCACCACAACCCACACUACGUGAAGCGGCUCAUGACAUUCGACCAUGUUGUCUACUGCCUCGACUUUGAAAAGAUGACGGCGACGUCGGUCGUCAACCCGGCUGUCGCUUGGAACAUUCGCAAGAUGACUGCUAUCAAGUAGCGCCAAAAACACAUCAAUAUUAUAUAUAUAUAUAUAUACACCGAC
Messenger RNA from Saprolegnia diclina VS20, 1355 nucleotides. RefSeq lists its product as hypothetical. The coding region runs from base 18 to 1310 and encodes 430 amino acids. The transcript has a single exon. The record is from RefSeq and is a predicted model, not a curated record. NCBI's taxonomy places the organism in Eukaryota, Oomycota, Saprolegniomycetes, Saprolegniales, Saprolegniaceae.